AUGGAUAAUUUGGCGAGGAAGAAUUUCCUUGAAGUCUAUUUGGCCAAGCAAAAAGAGCUGGGCAAACGUCAGCGGGAAUAUAAAAAGAUUCUCUCGACAAAAUUGAAAAGUCGCAAAGAAACCAUUAUCGAGGCGAGCUAUCAGAAUGCCAUUGAUCAGUUAAAGGUGGAAAAGGACGACUUGAGAGCCCAGAUAUGGGUUGCGAAUGGUCUGACUCACGUACGCGAAAAUAAACGUUGUCUGAAAAAUAUCCAAUGCCAUAUUGAAUGCCAAGAGAGGCUGUCAAAUGACAAUCGCAAAUUGAAGGUGGACAUCGCCAAUUUGGAAAGGGAAAUAAGUCGGGUGAAUAAACAAAUUUAUGAUUUAAAUCGUAAAACGGUGCCCGAUACACAGCAUCAGGCACACGUGGCCAAGACCCGCAAGAAAUUAAUGAUUUUGGAAAAUCAGCUGGAGGUGGGCGUACGUCGGGAAUGCAGCUUUACGGCGGUCAAUGCAGAGCUACGUGAAGAAUUAAUCAAAAUUCUCAAUCAUCGUACCCUCUUCAAUGAAUCCUAUUCGAAAUUGGUGCAGAAACUGAAUAGUGAUAAAAAAUAUUUAAUCGAAUUGAUCGAAUAUGCCCUGGGUACCUUUGACAAUUGCAUCGAUAUCUAUGAGAAAAUUGAUAACUUAGUGAAGAGAGAUAAAAAGGAGAAGGAUAUGCGUAAAGUCGAAAUGCAAGGCUUAAUGAGAAAUCUUGCAGCCGAAACUGCCGUUUCGGAAUUUAUGGAUACCAAGGGUAAGGUGCGGGAAUUGGCCGAUUUACAACCAAAAGAAUAUGCACGUCGUGAAAAGUUUCGGCAAUAUCAUAAAAAGAAAAUUAAUUUGUAUAACAAAAUCCUGGAGAAAAUUCAGGAUUAUACCCAAACACAAAAUGUCGAAAAGGUCAUAGAAAAAUUCCAACAACAAGAGAGUCUGUAUUAUUCGUAUUUCAAUUAUGCCAAUGAACUGAGCUAUCACAUGACGCUGCUAACGAACUCCGUGAAUCGUCUCUACAACGAUAUUGAUUCCCUGAAGAAAACCAAUUUAAAUUCCCUACAAGAUCAAUAUGAGACCAUAGAUCGUUUGGAAGCAACUCUGGCGGAGAAACAAAAGAAAAAUGCGGAAUUACAAAAGGUGCGGGAGGCAAAUGAUCAACGUUUGGACAGCCUUUUGAAGGGUAUUGAAACCCUUUUCAAAAUGUCUCAAUGUGAUGCCUCACCGUUGAUGGUAUUACUCGGAAAUCACAGCCAUGUUGAUUUGGUAAAUGUUCGACGUUUCUUGAAAAUUUUAGAACGUCGUAUCUUCGAUAUUACGGCAAGUGUUUAUGUGUUGGAGCGGCGGGAUGAAAGUAAGGCAUUUGGUGAUUAUGUGGUUAAACAAAUCGAAAAAAUAUGCGAAUGGCCAACGGAAUUGAAUGACAUCGUUCUGACACAACAAUGUCCUGAGUGUGCAGAGGGUGAGGCCUUUAACAUGGAUGAAGCUGGAGAUGGUGGUGUGGCCAUACACACAGUCGAGGAGGCCAAACAGAAGCUAUACGAAAAAGUUGCCCAACCUGAAAUGCAAUAUCGUCUACACAGUAUUAGUCAGUGUCGUUUGCCAAGGUCACGUAUAUUGGCUGCUAAAAGGAAUGCUUAG
This is a messenger RNA of Musca vetustissima, 1653 nucleotides long. RefSeq names its product coiled-coil domain-containing protein 63. The record is from RefSeq and is a predicted model, not a curated record. Bases 1 to 1653 code for a protein of 550 amino acids. The transcript has a single exon. NCBI's taxonomy places the organism in Eukaryota, Metazoa, Arthropoda, Insecta, Diptera, Muscidae.